GUCGAUAUCUGAAAACAAAAUAAAACGUGAGCCCAAAAAAAUAGAAACAACGCUCAACUCCGCAUACUUUGAUUAAACAAUAAAAGAAAUGGCAAAAACUAAAAGAAAUAUACGAGCGAAAGCCAAGAGUGCUGUAGGAGCGGCGAAGCAAAAGGUUCAGCAAAUACAGGCGAAACUAAAUAAAGAAAAUCGCCAGGAUAAAUUGCUACACAAGACCCUCUCUCCAAAGAAGACCAUAUCAAAAAAAGAGAAGUCUGCAGAAAAACACUCAAAAUUGCUAAAACGCUUCGGAGAAAUACAGAAGGAGUUAAAGGAAGAGCAGGCACGCAAAGUUCGAGAGAAAACCAAAGUUGUAGGCGAUUUAAAGCCCCUGCGAGAUGCGCUGCCAUCCCUAGGCGAGAUGUACAAGUUGGUAAAAGCCCAAAAGAAAGAGAAAAAAGAUGGUAUCGUGGAAGAAGCUGAGACAUUGAGUGCCAAAAAGAAGAUCAAGAAGAAACGCAACGAAUAUGUAAACAAAGUCCGAUCAUUCGAGAAGCUAAUAAAAGACAAAAACUUCAAAAAGAAUCCCCGUGAGAUAGUUGCGAAUCACGUACGCAACAGGUAUCAGGUGAUGGAAGAUGAGGACAUGGAAUAGAGAAUCAAGAAAUUGAACACAUGAUAAUAUUGCCUUUGCACGUUCAUUUUAUUUAUUAAGAAAUAUCAUUAAUAUGUGUAUAUUAAUAUAUGUAUAUUUAUACAUACAUAUAUGUUUAGCUUUAUCAUUUAACGAUGCAUAUAAAUAUUACACACAUAAAUGUAAAUGUAAGCAUUAUAAACUAAGGGGGAUGUCAACAGAAUGCAAUUAAAGAGAGUUUUGAAUAUAAA
This is a messenger RNA of Drosophila mojavensis, 864 nucleotides long. Its product is annotated as protein FAM207A. The coding region runs from base 89 to 634 and encodes 181 amino acids. Gene Ontology annotation, cellular component: preribosome, small subunit precursor; 90S preribosome; nucleolus. NCBI's taxonomy places the organism in Eukaryota, Metazoa, Arthropoda, Insecta, Diptera, Drosophilidae. Gene Ontology annotation, biological process: maturation of SSU-rRNA from tricistronic rRNA transcript (SSU-rRNA, 5.8S rRNA, LSU-rRNA). The record is from RefSeq and is a predicted model, not a curated record. The transcript has a single exon.